This is a messenger RNA of Trichechus manatus latirostris (Florida manatee), 2411 nucleotides long. It is a transcript of the gene VPS4A, whose product is annotated as vacuolar protein sorting 4 homolog A. The transcript is spliced from 10 exons. NCBI's taxonomy places the organism in Eukaryota, Metazoa, Chordata, Mammalia, Sirenia, Trichechidae. The coding region runs from base 150 to 1493 and encodes 447 amino acids. The record is from RefSeq and is a predicted model, not a curated record. Gene Ontology annotation, molecular function: ATP binding; ATP hydrolysis activity. Gene Ontology annotation, biological process: vacuole organization; endosomal transport.
CGGCUCCGGCUGCGAGCGGCGGCUCUGCCGGCUCUCGGUCUCGACCCCCACCCCGGGCUCCCCGCGCCAGACCCAGCACUUGGGCUUUCCGGGGCCGAACCGAGGCCGCAAGCAGCACCGCGGGGUGUGGGGCGGACCCAGGAGAUGAAAUGACAACGUCAACCCUCCAGAAAGCCAUUGAUCUGGUGACAAAAGCUACAGAAGAGGAUAAAGCCAAGAACUAUGAGGAGGCACUUCGGCUCUACCAGCAUGCUGUGGAGUAUUUCCUACACGCCAUCAAAUAUGAGGCACACAGUGACAAGGCCAAGGAGAGUAUUCGCGCCAAGUGCAUGCAGUACCUAGACCGGGCAGAGAAGCUGAAGGAUUAUUUACGAAACAAAGAGAAGCAUGGCAAGAAGCCAGUCAAAGAGAACCAGAGUGAGGGCAAAGGCAGCGAUAGUGACAGUGAAGGGGAUAAUCCAGAAAAAAAGAAAUUGCAAGAGCAACUGAUGGGUGCUGUUGUGAUGGAGAAGCCCAACAUUCGGUGGAGUGAUGUGGCUGGGCUGGAGGGGGCCAAGGAGGCCCUUAAAGAAGCUGUCAUUUUGCCAAUUAAAUUCCCACACUUGUUCACAGGCAAGCGUACCCCUUGGCGAGGAAUACUGCUCUUUGGACCCCCUGGCACAGGGAAAUCCUACCUGGCCAAAGCUGUGGCAACAGAGGCCAAUAACUCCACCUUCUUCUCUGUGUCCUCCUCAGAUUUGAUGUCUAAGUGGUUGGGAGAGAGUGAGAAGCUAGUAAAGAACCUGUUCGAGCUGGCCAGGCAGCACAAGCCCUCCAUCAUCUUCAUCGAUGAGGUAGAUUCCCUCUGUGGAUCCCGAAAUGAAAAUGAGAGCGAGGCUGCCCGAAGGAUCAAAACAGAGUUCUUGGUCCAGAUGCAGGGGGUGGGGAAUAACAAUGAUGGGACUCUGGUUCUUGGUGCCACAAAUAUCCCAUGGGUAUUGGAUUCGGCCAUUAGAAGGAGGUUUGAAAAGCGGAUUUAUAUCCCGUUGCCAGAGGAAGCUGCCCGGGCCCAGAUGUUCCGGUUGCAUUUGGGGAGCACUCCCCACAACCUCACAGAUGCCAACAUCCACGAGCUGGCCCGGAAGACGGAAGGCUACUCGGGCGCAGACAUCAGCAUCAUCGUGCGGGACUCCCUCAUGCAGCCUGUUAGAAAAGUACAGUCAGCAACACACUUCAAAAAGGUCAGUGGCCCUUCCCGCACCAACCCUAGCAUUAUGAUUGAUGACCUCCUGACCCCAUGCUCACCAGGGGACCCGGGGGCCAUGGAGAUGACUUGGAUGGAUGUCCCUAGUGACAAACUCUUAGAGCCUGUGGUUUGCAUGGUAAGUGACCAGUGGGGAGAGAGGACUGCACAGAGCCCAGAAAACUGGGGCUUGGAUCCAAGAAUAAAAAUAAAUUUCUCCCCUUUUCUAUCCUGGGCUGCUAUGGCUCUCCAAAAUAGAGAUUUUCUUUAGCAAGAAGAGUAAAAGAUCAGAUUAUGCGACUACAUCGUGCCAUGGGUUUGGCUUAUUUUGCACACAGAAGGAACCAGUAAAUUUAUGUCAGCAUGAUUUGACUUGAUGGAGUCCAAAGGCAGCCACUUGCCUGAAUAGUCCUGACUCCCCCUUACCUUAGUUUUGCCAACUUCUUGCCCGUUUUGUUUUGCCAGGUGCCUGCCAUUAUGACUGGAUGGAUAGGCGUGCAGCUAAGAGCUGCUAAUGGAGUGAGGAGAUGAUGGGCUGCUUAGGUUCUCUCAGACCAGAAAUAGGCCCAUCUGGAAAUGACAUGAGCUGCCUCAGCAGAGGGUCCCUGCACAAGGGGCAUUCAAGCAGAAGUGGGCAACUAUAGGGAGUUGUGCAUUUGGGGGAGGGGGUCUGGGUGACCCCAAAGUCAGGCCUCUUCCCACCCUAAACUGCAUGGUGCUCAGAUGAGGGGAGGCUGAGGACCCAGUGCCUGGCCCCUCCUCAGCUGUCUGCUUUUGUCUUGUAGUCGGACAUGCUCCGGUCUUUGGCCACCACCCGGCCCACUGUGAAUGCAGAUGACCUUCUGAAAGUGAAGAAGUUCUCAGAGGAGUUUGGACAAGAGAGUUAAAAGCUUCUUCACAUGGGUGAUGGUGAAGGUGGGAGGUUGAUCGGGGCAAAUCCACGGCACUCCCCAUGUCAGUGGCCAGACAGAGCUCCGGAGCUGUCCUAAAGUCACUACAGCGUCCUCUCUGCUGUCUGGCCGCCAGCUGGAAGCGGGCAGGAAGGGCCUCCCUAGCCGCAGAGAUGCUACGAAGCACAUUUGGCUCACAGUGGAAUCCUGGCUCUUCUCUUCUGGAUGCUCACCAAUGCCUGUUCCUGCCCCCAUGUCAUUUUUUUUCUUUUUUUUUUUAAAAAAAAAAAAAAAAAAAA